Messenger RNA from Acanthoscelides obtectus, 2435 nucleotides. The record is from the annotation of a GenBank genome assembly. NCBI's taxonomy places the organism in Eukaryota, Metazoa, Arthropoda, Insecta, Coleoptera, Chrysomelidae.
UAGAAAUUAAAUACCAUCGACGUAGACGCGCCGCUGGUGCGCUGGGAACCGUCGAGAGCAAGUCUUGCCGUGGUCGGUUUCACGAGAACCCAAACAACAACCAUCAUCAAACAUCAAACGGUUCGCGUCUUCAACAACGUCAACUGCUUCGCGGUUGUCUUCAGGAAUGCAUCACUGUGACGCUUCAAGUUUUCAUUUCUGAUGUGAGAGUAAUUUGUAUAAUUAACAUCGUUGGACUUGGUUUUUAAACAAUUGGUGACAACUGCCGGUUGUUAGUUUCGAAGCUUCGUCCUGAAAAACCGUUGGAGAAGAUAGAUACACGAAAAGGGAGAUGCGUCUCGAAGUCCCCAUCUACUUGGCUCUGGUAGCUGUGACAGUUGUUUCUGCUCAAAUUAACUACCAGAACCCCCAGUUUGGCAACCGAGGGGAAGAAGAAUGUUGUCAAGAAUAUUGCUAUUUCACCGAUGUGGAACCCUACAUACAGUUUGCUACCAAAACUGCAUAUGAGUCGCUGAACAGAAAAUCUACUGGUGCUCAACACAUCGUUCCAGACUGUACGCCUAUGCAGUUUUGGAGUCUGAACAGGCAUGGUACAAGACUUCCAAAAGCCACCAGAAUCAGAGAGCUGAGAAAUUUGGAGAAAAUUCAAUCAGAGAUUGUAGCAAACUAUGAGCAGAGAAGUUCAUACCCCAACAGAGGAAGAUUCUGUAUCGAAGAUUACAAUAUAUUGAAAAGGUGGCGAUGGAACGAUACUAUUACAGAAGACAAGGGCUUUUCACUUACUCAACAAGGCAUCGAAGAACUAAAGAUUUUAGCUAGAAGAUACAAGUCAAAAUUCUCGCAGCUGUUGUCUGGUGGAUAUGAUGAAAGAUCAUUCUUUUUCCAGUACACGAGUGCAGAUAGAACCCAUGACAGUUACCAAGCUUACAUCGAAGGUCUGUUUGGCAGCGAUGCUUUCAGGGUCCAUGCCAACACCCAAAUUGACAACAGGCUGAUGAAACCUUACGAAGACUGCGAAGCCUGGCAGAAGAAUGAGGCUGACAACCAGUUCACCAGGACAGAAUAUGAACGGUUCAAAGAGAGUCCUGAAUACCAACAGAUGGUCAGAGAUGUGUUCAGAAGACUCGGGUUCAAAUACACGUUGAAUGCUUCUAUCGUCGAGGAUAUCUAUGACAUGUGUCGAUAUGAGAAGGCUUGGUACUUGAAUCGCCACUCUCCGUGGUGUGUAGCAUUCAACAAGGACCAGCUGAAGCUUUUGGAGUAUGCUGAAGAUCUGAAAUACUAUUAUGAAAGUGGUUAUGGAAACAGAAUCAGCGAGAGAAUCGGCUGUGGACCUGUUAAGGAUUUCUAUGACCGAUUCGAAAGAACUGUUAAUGGAAAUAGUGAUGGUGUUAGAGCUACGUUCUUCUUUGCCAACUCUGAUACCAUACAAACGGUGCUGACAGCUCUUGGUGUCGCCAAAGACUACAACCCUCCAAAGGCUGACAAUUACCAUACACAAACUUCGAGAAACUGGAAGACUUCGCUCAUCGACCCGUUUGCAGCGAAUUUGGUAUCCGUUUUGUACCAGUGUAGAGGCCCAGAGAAAUUCAAGGUGAUGUUUUUCUUGAACGAAAACCCAGUGGACUUUCCAGAAUGCUCUGUUGGUUUGUGCAAUUGGUCAACCAUUCAACAAAAAUAUGAGGAUCUCGUGAGGACAUGUGACGUUGAAGAGUUCUGCUCUGGAAGGUCUUCAAGCGCCAGAGUGCUCGUUAGCAGCUUUCUUUUGACAAUAUCGGUUAUGUUUUUAAGAUGGUAGAUUGAUGAAUGUUGUAUUGAUCUGUAGUACAAAAUGGAAUUGUAAUCUGUAAUGCAGGCUGUAAUAAGAUAUAGUUUUCAGUAUCAACCAAAGGUAAAUUUGUAAAACUCACUGGUAUUGCCAUUUUAAUGAUCACAAUAUACAUUUCUUUUUGGCAGACUGUUGUAGAAGAAUCUACAGCUAAAAGCAAUUUCGUUUCAAGAAUGCCUUGUACCUGCUUCAGAAUAAUGUUUCAUUACUUUAACAGUGUAUACAAAAUACAAACCAUGUUAGGUUCAGCUCACUCCAUUGUUUUUUAUUACUGUAGUUAUUAUAUUUUUUAUUUGUAUUCUGUGAAAAUUUUGUAUUAAAAAAUCCUUUGAUCUUGUAGCUUAGAUUAUUAGAGUAGGCCAGUCACAGUCACAAUAACUGUUUAUCAAUUACUGUUCAGUCGUUUUUCAAACAUAGGUAUAUGUUGAGUCUUCAGAUAUUUAUAGAAAGCUUUUAAAAUAAUGCCAUAAAAUUGCACAGAAAUGCAAAAUAGGCUAAUGAUUAUAGUAUGUAUAUAAUAUCUAUAACUAAGUACCUUUUAAUGUACAAUUUUAAACCACUUACAAUAGGUUGUUCAUGUGUAAAAAUAAAGUUGUUUUUUAAAGUA